UUAUUUUUUUGUUGCAGGAGCGGCUAGCUUUGGGUAGAAACCAAUGCUCCAUUAAUGCAGUCAUCAAGAUAACACCGACCGAGGGGGCAGAAAUACAAACUCCUGCUUUGGUUUUGUCAGAGUGUCCGGUUGCAGAGGAAGUGUAUGCGUGGGUGUGUGUGCGUAUGUGUGUGAGUGUGUGAAAGAUACACAAAGAAGAACCCAGUGAUGGCUACCGGUAAAAGUAAAAACCAGAGCUCUCUGGCACUGCACAAGGUGAUUAUGGUGGGAAGUGGAGGCGUGGGGAAGUCGGCCCUCACCCUGCAGUUCAUGUAUGACGAGUUUGUAGAGGACUACGAGCCCACCAAGGCAGACAGCUACAGGAAGAAGGUGGUGCUGGACGGGGAGGAGGUCCAGAUCGACAUUCUUGACACAGCCGGCCAGGAGGACUACGCUGCCAUCAGGGACAACUACUUUCGCAGCGGGGAGGGCUUCCUGCUGGUUUUCUCCAUCACAGAGCAGGAGUCCUUCUCUGCCACUGUGGAGUUCAGGGAGCAGAUCUUGCGGGUGAAGGCGGAAGAGGACAAGAUCCCCCUCCUUGUGGUAGGGAACAAGUCGGACCUGGAGGAGCGUAGGCAGGUGUCUGUGGACGAGGCCCGAGGGAAGGCCGAGGAGUGGGGCGUCCAGUAUGUCGAGACAUCAGCCAAAACCAGGGCCAACGUCGACAAGGUAUUCUUUGACCUGAUGCGUGAAGUACGAGGCAAGAAAAUGUCAGAAAACAAAGACAAAAAUGGAAAAGGAAAAAACAAAAAGAACAAGAAGAGCUUCAAAGAAAGAUGCUGUUUACUUUGAACUCUUAAUGGACCUUAACAAUCCACAAUACAACUGUUAAAUUGUCCUUGCCAUUGUCAUUCAAAUUCAAUUUGAUUUGAUUUUUUUUUUUAUAAAUAGCUGGGUUUAGUUUAGUGUUUAGCACAAUCUCAACCCUUUUUUUGUUGUUUGUUUUUAAUUAAUGAAAUCCGAGUUGUUGUUUCAUUGGAAGAUAACCACUGCUGUGACUGUGACUCGGACCGCAGUGCUUGAUGGCUCACAGGAAGCCAAUGACCAAACUGCCACUGACACUAACUUUGCUGCUCCACUGUUGAACUCAGCGAUUAUACUGCCCUUGACUUUGGUUCAGUGUGUUUUACACCAGAAUUGUUGAGUCUUUGUCAAGUUAACAGUGCUAUUAAUUUCUCUACCUGCUCUAAAUCUUAACCGGCAUAAUUCUUGGUCUGUUCGUAUAGAUCCCUUGAAUCUCUGUCCAUCAAUUUACAAGGAACUCGAAUGCUGCUGUCUGUCCUUUUUGUAAUCAUUUAUGAUGACACUUAAUGUCAUGUCUGUUGAAGAUGUUGGCCUCAUUCAUUCAUCUGUCUAGACUCUCAUCAUUACGACUUGAGAGCACGUUUGGAGUGGCUGUUGAAACUGGAAGCUUCAAACGGUUUCAUUUUUGAGCCCCUGAGGCUGCAUUCUUUUUUUUUUUUUUUUAGUUUUAAGUUAUCCAAGGAUUUCAGAUUUUCUGACCACAGGAGAAUCGGUGCACUAAGAGGACUUGUUGCUAAACGGGGUUAUUUUUAUUCCACUGUUAUCAGCCCUUUCAUGAUAACUGCAACCCAAUCAGAAAAAUGCUUUGCAGUUUUUUUUCAGGAGGACUGCUGCAAGACAAUAUCUUUGAUGAUUGUUAAACAAAUUUAUGAUGAGGUAAUUUAUCGCUUAGCUCACAGAGCUUCAUGUAGAUAUUAUAACGUAUAUAAUAUUGUUAGAAAUUCUGAAGCUGUGAAAAGAAGGUUGUUAUGUGGUUACUGUUUUUAAGUUGGUAUGUUCAUGUAAUCUGGACCUUCCCACCCCUCUCACAUUGCAGAUUACAUCCUGUUUUACACGACUGUUUAAAUCUUCAGUCUGUGCUGUGAGACAGGUGUCGACAAUCCAGGAGGCCGUCAUGAUUCUGGUCCACGAUGGCAUUAUAAUCAAUUUAUUAGGCUUUCUUUUUAUACCUUGGUCUUUUUAAUAACAUGCACUACAUUGCCAAUACCUAAGAAGGAGACUUCAUGCCUCGUGCUUGAGAUUUUACAACAAUUUGUGCCAACAAAAUCACAAAACGUCAAACAAUGUUUGUGGAUAUACAGUGUGUAUGCUUGUUAACUGAGUGUAUGUGCAUUCACCGGAAAAUCCUACUACUUUUUCUGUGUCUCUUAGGUGAAGCUUUGAAGAGGUCGCCAACUUCUUAACUGUUGUUUAAUCAUGUACUACAGUGAACCAGAUGUUUCUACCACUGCCAUUCUUUGUAACCUUCCCUCUUUCUUUUACUCCCUAAAGCUGUGAGUAUGCUUGUAUCUCUCUGCAGCGAGAGUGUUGCCGAAUAAAUGCUUUUUCUUUUCUUUGUAA
Anoplopoma fimbria (sablefish) is the source of this 2403-nucleotide messenger RNA. RefSeq names its product v-ral simian leukemia viral oncogene homolog Ba (ras related) (gene ralba). Gene Ontology annotation, cellular component: plasma membrane. Gene Ontology annotation, molecular function: GTP binding; GDP binding; GTPase activity. The record is from RefSeq and is a predicted model, not a curated record. Lineage: Eukaryota; Metazoa; Chordata; Actinopteri; Perciformes; Anoplopomatidae. Gene Ontology annotation, biological process: Ras protein signal transduction. The transcript has 5 exons. The coding region runs from base 208 to 831 and encodes 207 amino acids.